AUGGCGGAAAGUGAAGAGGAUGCGUCUGUAUUAAACUAUUAUGGAUCAUCACUUUUCCAAAGCGAAGAAAGCGAGAUGGCGAUGGAUUCAUCGCUUGAAGAGUCAGAUGAAUCUAGCGAGGUAAAUGACUGCUUUUUCGUAUAAAUAUUUGAAACUAAUUUGCCAAAAUAGACAACAACUGAUAAAUAUAAUUUGUAUAUUUUACAGUCGAUCGCCCCACCUGCAGUGAAUUGCUCAUGUAAAUCACAGUGUAUGCACAAACUGAAAACCACUGCAAGUGGAAAAAUAACUGGCUGUGUUUGUAAAGGUAACAGAGUUUUGUGUGGAGAAAACUGCUCUUGUGGUACCAAUAGUAAACCAUGUCAGAGUAAGGUAAGGUACUUGUGCAGCUGUGCCUUUCAUGACUAUUUUAUAUAGAGAAAAUAAUUGUUUUCUUCUUGCUGCAGGCACAACCUCGGAAUCAAACAGGCAGAGACACAGUAGCACCACAAAGCGAAACAAAUGAGCAGAGUGAAGUGUCAGUCGAGGUAAUUUGCAUGAUAUUUGCAAUUAUCGCGUUCCGAAUAUUUUAAUGUUUUUUGAGGAAGAUGAAUAAACUAUAAACUGAAACAAGCCAUAGGGUGUAGGCUAUAUAAUCCAUUAAAAUGUGGUUGCAAUAAAGAGUUUCCAUGUGUUUCUUUGUUGGAGUUUAUAUUGCCCCAGGGCUUUCAGAAUUAUUCAGAGUAGGUGUCUGUUUUGAUAUGUAACUAUUAAAAUGUGGGUGCAAUAAAGAGUUUCCAUGUGUUUCUUUGUCGGAGUUUAUAUUGCCCUUUCAGGGCUUUCAGAAUUAUUCAGAGUAGGUGUCUGUUUUGAUAAAGUAGGUGGCUGUGGGGAUAUAAAAAAGAAUUGAUAGCUUACUAAAACUUUGUGACACCUUCUGGUUAUUUUGAAAGCCCUGCCUGUUUAAGUUUUUACAAUUAUUUGCUCUACCAUCUGUUAUUUAGGAAAUGACUGAUGGGUUGGACAGAGAGACCCUAGUAAAAGUGGCAAAGGAGGGUUUUAUGUCCCGACCACUAGUGUUAAAAGACUUGAUUGCCAAAGUUACAGCAGGUCCAGAGGAACCCCAACAAUCAAGCGAGACAUCUGAGGUACAGUUCUGUGUUUGUGGGUAUUGCCGCGAGAUGCCAACAGACAAAGAGAGGGUAUGCUGUAAAGAAAGGCAUUCCAAAACAUUUGCCUAG
Paramuricea clavata is the source of this 1220-nucleotide messenger RNA. NCBI's taxonomy places the organism in Eukaryota, Metazoa, Cnidaria, Anthozoa, Malacalcyonacea, Plexauridae. The record is from the annotation of a GenBank genome assembly.